Messenger RNA from Fomitopsis serialis, 1211 nucleotides. RefSeq lists its product as uncharacterized. The transcript is spliced from 4 exons. Lineage: Eukaryota; Fungi; Basidiomycota; Agaricomycetes; Polyporales; Fomitopsidaceae. The record is from RefSeq and is a predicted model, not a curated record. The coding region runs from base 326 to 829 and encodes 167 amino acids.
CGCCACGCUCGCUUCCGCGGACGUCGCGCAGGAUGCGCCCCGGCCGUGGUGAUCGCGCUCUCGGGCGAGGUAUAAAAGUGAGGGUUCCUGGUCGCAGCAGAGCAGACGCGCUCGCCGAGAGAGCGCGCCACGGCGACGGGCUGCGGAUCGUCGUGCACGGUGUCGAGGCCGUCGGUGCUUGUGCUGCAGGGCGAAGGUACGCAAAUUUGAGGUUCAGGUGGUCCUGGCGUCCGCUGACGACGGGCGACCUGCUGUAGCGCGUCUCCGCGGGAGCCAUUCGUCCAACACGCGGGUGAGAAGGAUUCGCGUCUGACGAGCCUCGUAGAUGGCUGUGGAUGGUGGGCAGCGGGAAGAGAUGCUGCGUCGCACGAUAGAGGGGACCGUGUGCUGUAGGUGUAGGAUCGCACAGGACGACUUGGGGGUUGCAUUGGCGUGUGUGACCUGCACGUCGCGCGAGAAAGUGCACUGCCGUCCGUCGCUGCGAGAUACCUGCGGGCGGGCGGUCGAUGCUUGCAAUCGGGGAGGGUCGCGUGCAGGUUGUCCAGUGUGCGUCGCGCAAGUGGAAUGUCGGUCAUUGUCAACAGCGAUUGCGAGAUGUCUGCAAAAGCGCGUGGGCGCGCGUACCGUCGUACGUAUGUACGAAUGCGGUCCCGUGCGUCAAUGCAACUGUCUGAGCUUGUUUCGCGGGCAUGGGCCCAGUGUGUUACGGAGCAUACCGCGGCUGGGGGUGGAGUCAAGACGCGUAACGGACGAUGGCAGCGCCGGGCACCGUCGAAAGGCAGAUGCGGGGUUUUGCUACUUGCUGGCGAGAGGCACAAAAAGACUGUAGACGACGCGUAGAGCGUGGCGGGCGCUCUUGGGUAGCGUCGCACAGAACGGCGUGUAGCGAGCCGUCCCACGCACGGGAUCGCUCCAAACGACUGGGGGGUGCACGGCGGGAUGCUAGGGCGUCGUUUGGCGGAGCCAUUGCGGGGUGCAGAGGGCGCAUUGGGCGCGGGGGAAGGCGGAGGCAAGUCGGAGAUGGGAGCUGUGUGGACCCGAGAAACAGCUAAAAGGCGGCGUUGGGGGUGUCGACGGACACGUCUCGGCUGCGCGCAUGAGCGCAGGGCAGCGGGACACGGGGCCGGAGCGCAGGGAAGGGAAGGGCGGGGGAGCAAGACGGCAGCGGGAUGGAGACAGAGAGAGCAGCCAGCGAGAGGAGGAGGAGGAGG